Saimiri boliviensis boliviensis (Bolivian squirrel monkey) is the source of this 2652-nucleotide messenger RNA. It is a transcript of the gene ANKRD34A, whose product is annotated as ankyrin repeat domain 34A. The record is from RefSeq and is a predicted model, not a curated record. Lineage: Eukaryota; Metazoa; Chordata; Mammalia; Primates; Cebidae. Gene Ontology annotation, molecular function: protein binding.
AGCUUCUCUCCUCCCGAGCCGGCGCUGUGCCCGGGGCGCUCCGGGAGGAGGGACCAGGAUCCGGCGCCGGGGCGCAGAUACUGACACCAAGGGAAUCCGGGUGCCCCCCCCCCACGCCAUGCGGGCCCCCGGGAACCUGGCUCUGCCACCUCGGCUGCCCCGUGGCCACGGCCCCAAUCCUGGCCAGGCGGAGAUUCUGCGGACAUUCAGGGAUCGGCUUCGUCACUGAGACCUCAGGCCUCUGCCAUCCACCCCCCCACACACACCCCUAGCCAUCCUCGGCAGUUCUCAGUCGCGGCUCCACCUGUGCCCUCGCCCCAGCCGCAGCUAUGUUGCACACUGAGGGCCACGCUCUUCUUCGGGCGGUGGGUCAGGGUAAGCUACGCUUGGCCCGUUUGCUUCUGGAGGGAGGCGCCUACGUGAAUGAGGGUGAUGCGCAGGGGGAGACUGCGCUAAUGGCAGCCUGUCGGGCCCGCUACGACGACCCCCAGAACAAGGCACGCAUGGUACGCUACCUCCUGGAGCAAGGCGCGGACCCCAACAUCGCAGACCGCCUGGGGCGCACGGCGCUCAUGCACGCUUGCGCCGGGGGUGGGGGCGCCGCCGUGGCCUCGCUGCUUCUUGCCCACGGCGCGGACCCCUCCGUCCGAGAUCACGCGGGCGCCUCGGCUCUCGUCCACGCCCUGGACCGCGGAGACCGCGAGACCCUUGCCACGCUGCUGGACGCCUGCAAGGCCAAGGGCACGGAGGUCAUCAUCAUCACCACCGAUACCUCGCCCUCGGGCACCAAGAAGACCCGGCAGUAUCUUAAUUCUCCACCAUCCCCAGGGGUGGAGGAUCCUGCUCCCGCUCCUCCUAGCCCGGGGGUCUGCACGUCGCCUUCGGAAAUCCAGCUGCAGACCGCAGGAGGAGGAGGGCGAGGGAUGCUAUCCCCUCGCGCCCAGGAAGAAGAGGAGAAGCGGGACGUAUUUGAAUUCCCUCUGCCUAAGCCCCCGGAUGACCCCUCCCCUUCCGAGCCGCUCCCCAAACCACCACGCCAUCCCCCAAAACCACUCAAAAGGCUCAACUCCGAGCCCUGGGGCCUAGUGGCCCCUGCUCAACCAGUCCCACCCACCGAAGGGAGACCCGGGAUCGAGCGCUUGACUGCCGACUUCAACGGCCUGACCCUGACGGGUCGACCCCGUCUUUCCCGACGUCACAGCACGGAAGGCCCUGAGGACCCGCCCCCAUGGGCGGAGAAAGUGACUUGCGGGGGUCCUCUCUCGCGCCGAAACACAGCACCAGAAGCUCAGGAGUCUGGCCCUCCUUCAGGGCUGAGGCAGAAACUGAGCCGCAUGGAGCCAGUGGAGCUCGACACCCCCGGACAUCUUUGCCCUGACUCGCCGGAAUCCAGCCGCUUGUCCCUGGAGCGCCGCCGAUACAGCGCCUCCCCGUUGACCCUCCCUCUGGCCGGCUCGGCUCCCUCUCCGCGCCAGUCCCAAGAAAGUCUGCCAGGGGCGGUAUCUCCGCUAAGCGGACGAAGGCGGAGUCCGGGCCUGCUGGAGCGGAGGGGGUCGGGGACGUUGCUCCUGGACCACAUCUCGCAAACGCGGCCGGGUUUCCUGCCCCCUCUCAACGUCAGUCCCCACCCUCCCAUCCCCGACAUUCGCCCUCAACCCGGAGGUCGGGCGCCUUCGCUGCCUGCCCCUCCUUAUGCCGGGGCGCCAGGCUCUCCCAGGACCAAGCGCAAAUUGGUGAGACGCCACUCCAUGCAGACUGAGCAGCUCCGCCUGCUAGGGGGCUUCCAGAGUCUAGGUGGGCCUGGGGAGCCAGGGCGCUGAGAGAGGGGUGAGAGGAGCCAAGGAGGGUGGGGACCAGGACCUUAAUGGGGUAGGUGGGAGAACCGCUCACACACACACACCAGGAAAACAGGGAUCCCUUGCAUGUGCUCAUGGGUGAACGGGGCACCCAUACAUGGUUAAGCAUGUGUCCAUAAGCACAGUACUCUUAUUAGUGAGAAAGAAUAAGUACUCUACUUACUGGGUAUAUAGACACAUGUAUUCAUGCCCUGGUCAUUUCACAUGCAUAUGGGAUUACUUGUGUACCCACAGGCACAGCACACCAAUAAACACACAGGGCUAGGGUCCCAAACUCUCUUGCAUUUGUUCAGAAGCAGUAGGGAACCCCUACUUAUGGGCAGUCUCCGAUGUCUUUGCCCUCCUGCAGAAGCAGUCCCUUGCUUUCCACGUAUGCCCUGCAACACAGCCUAUCCUGAUUUUGCACACUCUAUUCUCUCCGUGAACAUCCUAGCCCAUUCUGCAGGUCUCGCUUCUUUCUCCAGGCCUGGCUCCUUAGUCACACCCUGCUUCCAGCCCCAACCACUUUUCAGGAUAUCUUUUUCACUCUUCUUGGGGGUUCCUGCAGCAACCCCCAGCCUCAGUUCCGCUGCUGUCUUUCCUGCUCUCAACUUCACUUCUCAACUUCCUGCUUUUUAUUCCCACCCUGUUCCUCCAACUACAACAGAUUGUCUCAUUUUCCCAGGGAGUGGGUCAUGGGCUCUAAGCUGCUCUUCUGUCUGUCUGAGCUUAUGAACACCCCCACAGGUAGAAGUGGGGAGAAACCCUAAAUCACUCCUCUCUCCACUUGACAUAUCAAAUAAAUGUGUUCAGAGUC